CGCGCCGCCGUUGCACUCGAGCCAAUGGGAGCGCGCCGCCGCCGCAGCGCCCGGUGCGGCCCCUCUGCGCGGAGCGUGGCUGGAAACUACCACUAGUGUUCCCUGCUUGGCUGUGUAGCUGUGAGAAAUAGCUAUGGAAGACCCUGAGAAGAAGACAGAAGUAGUACUUCUGGCCUGCGGGUCCUUCAACCCCAUUACCAACAUGCACCUACGGCUGUUUGAGCUGGCUAAAGACUACUUCCAUGAAACAGGAAAAUACAAAGUCAUCAAAGGAAUCAUCUCACCAGUCGGAGAUGCAUAUAAGAAGAAAGGUCUGAUCAGUGCAGAUCACCGGGUAGCUAUGGCAAAACUAGCUACAGAAAACUCUGACUGGGUGGAAGUUGAUGAUUGGGAAAGCAGCCAGAGUGAGUGGUUGGAAACACUAAAAGUUUUAAGGUAUCAUCAACAAAAGCUUGUAUCUCCUGAUCCCACAAAUAGCCUGCAGAAUGCUAUACCUGUAACAAAGGCAGGACGGAAGAGGAAGCAAGAACCAAAUAGGCAUGAGCCCAUUAAGAAGAAAAAUCAAAGUCCAGAUAUAAAAAGUGCCCCACAGCUUAAACUGCUCUGUGGAAGUGACAUGCUGGAGUCUUUUGGGAUCCCAAAUCUGUGGAAGUUGGAGGACAUCACUGAAAUUGUGGAAAAUCAUGGCCUUGUAUGCAUCAGUAGAGCUGGAAGCAAUGUUCAGAAGUUCAUCUAUGAAUCUGAUAUUUUGUGGAGACAUAAGAAUAACAUUCACCUUGUGGAAGAAUGGAUCACAAAUGACAUUUCCUCCACCAAGAUUAGGAGAGCACUGCGGAGGGGCCAGAGCAUUCGUUACCUAGUGCCUGAUGCAGUUCAAGCAUACAUAGAAAAGCAUAACCUGUAUAGUCCAGAGAGUGAAGACAGGAAUGCUGGGGUUGUCUUGGCUCCCUUACAGAAGAAUGCAAGGGAUUCCAAGAACUAACAACUAAUAGGUACUAUACAACUUUCUGCUGUGAAAAAAAAGCUACAGUUUGGUACAGGAAACUAUGUUUUUUAAGGGUUAGGUUUUUUGCUUGUGUAUUUUUAAAGUAAAGAGUGGGCUAAUUCUGUGGCUUUAGUACAUAUGUAGUUGCUGCUGAGGUUUGGUGCACUCAAUAACUGGACCUACACAAUCUUUUUUACAUCCAAUCAGAUUUUCAUGUAUAACAUGUCACAGUGCAGUGAACUAGAUACAAGAAUUCACACUUGCUUAUGAAAAUUACAGAUUAACAAACAAACCAAAGGAGAAUGUUUUGAUUGGUUUUAACUCGGACCACUCUGAGUCUAAUUUUUAACAACUUCCACUGUCUUAACAGACAAAGCCAUUUUGUUUCAAAAUGUACUACUUACUGUCAGGAAAUCUGUUUAAUUUUUUAAGACAUUGCCAACAUGUACACCUCACAAAGCUAAUUAGCUCUAUGCUGGAAGGAAAAAAGUUACUCCUGGCUGAAGUGGUGCUAGAUAUACCAUGCUUUGAACCGCCUGCCUUUCAGAUACACAGCCUGUUUGUCUGAUGUUGUGCAAUUUGCUCCCAGGAAUGCCUUGUGCUUUACUUCAUUCAUGUUUCCAAAGCUGUACUUUAAGCUCAGCAAUGUUCUCAUGGAAGGACAGACCUGCUUGAGAAAUUGGUUUGUGGCCAUUGAUUUAAUGGCUAGAAAUUAGCAAUAGUGUUAUUGCACUGAUUCUCAGACAGUUCUCCAUUUAUUUCAAGUAAUAAAUGAGCUUUUACUUUUCAGCCAAAUGUAUAUAGCCAGAAUUUCUGUAACUGGAGUUGAAAAGAAAUGGUAGGAUAGUAAGACUGUGAAUAAAUGAAAUGGUUUUCUUUGCUAUAAAUCUGGUUUUGAAUCUAUCGGUAUAUUGUCUGUAUUAUGUGAAUAUAAACUAGAGAAGCACUGUGAAUGUCAUGGUCAUAGAAUUCUAACUCCCUUUAUUUGCUGUCAACUCUUGUGUUUUGAUUAUGUGUCUUAUAAAAAUGUCAAGGUGUCCAAGAUGCUCCCUAAUGGGUCAACAGCUUUUUCAUACAACCUCCACAAGAUGACUGUUCACAUUUUUGAGAUCACCAAAUCCAAUAGAAUGAGAGAUUCUCGGGGCAGGAAACCUAGAACCAGGGACAUGUUCUAAGAACAUAACGUGACAACCUGUCAUCCUCCUCCACUGGGCAGAGGAUCCUCAAAGAACUGAGGGAGCAGUCUAGGCAUCUCUAGGAGCUUAGUGGGAAUGUGGAAGCCAGGAUCAAAACACAGAACAUCACAGACAGUCCUGGGUCCUGUGAGGCUGUCAUAAAACUCAGGAAGCAAGUCAAGAUGCUACUGGGAAAACCUGUAGCCCCUAAUGAAGCUAGCAGUGGGCACACAGACCUGGAGCCCCACAUGAAAUUCUGCACAAUUACCAUACACUAGAACAUCUGUGUUCUAGCUCUGGCCUGUAGAGAUGGCUGUCUACAGAGAAUUAGCAGGUAGACUGGUGUAAUAUCAGAUCACAACUUCGAAGUGCAUCUGUAACUGCACUGUAACAGAAAAUACCAUCAAGGAUUAUUUUGUUUUGUUUUUCUUCAUGA
Molecule: messenger RNA, 2596 nt
Organism: Melopsittacus undulatus (budgerigar)
Lineage: Eukaryota; Metazoa; Chordata; Aves; Psittaciformes; Psittaculidae
Gene: NMNAT1
Product: nicotinamide nucleotide adenylyltransferase 1
Exons: 5
Coding region: 134-982 (282 amino acids)
Biological process (GO): NAD+ biosynthetic process
Cellular component (GO): nucleus
Molecular function (GO): nicotinate-nucleotide adenylyltransferase activity; nicotinamide-nucleotide adenylyltransferase activity
Source: RefSeq, a predicted model, not a curated record